CUGACCUUCUACACUUCCCUUUCCAUUCAUAGCUCCAAUACUUUCUUUUAAAUUUUUUUCUUCACUACACCUUUUAAAGUUUUCAACAAAAUAGCAAUGUCCAGUUCCAAAACCCUGGAUAAACCCUUGAGAGGCUUGGAUCCAAGCCUGGUCCAAGCUGGGUUUUCUCUAAUUCAGAGGAACACAUCCACAACUCAACCCAAUGAGAGACGAGGAAGGAGAAAGCAGGCGGAGCCAGGGAGGUUUCUUGGAGUGAGAAGGCGACCAUGGGGGAGAUAUGCUGCUGAAAUCAGAGACCCCACUACUAAGGAGAGGCACUGGCUGGGUACUUUUGAUACUGCUCAAGAGGCUGCUCUUGCUUAUGAUAGGGCUGCCCUUUCAAUGAAGGGUACCCAAGCAAGAACCAACUUCAUAUACUCUGACAACACUACUUUCCACUCUCUUCUUACUCCUUUUGAUGUUCAAACCCUCUUACCACCAUCACAAUUCCUCACUGCCAACCACACUAAGCAACCUUCCAAUCAUAACACUUCAUGCCACCCUCAUACUUCUCAAAGUGAUCAGACCCCUACCCAAUCCAAUAAUAUUGAGGUGUGUGCUCAAACUUCAUAUGAGACACCACUUAGUAGUAAUAACAAUACUAGUAGUUUCUUCUUCUCCACUGAUUCUAACUCGGGCUACUUGGGCUGUAUAGUUCCUGAUAACUGCUUGAACCCUCCUUCCAGUGCCACUGGUUUGAACCACAAUAACAGCAAUUCCAAUACUUCGAGCGAUCAGAACUUUUGCUCAAAGAGCAUGAGUUUCCCUGAAACUGAGUUACAGUGUGGUGGUAGCAAUACACUUCCUAUAGAUGCUGUUAAUGCAGCUAGCCCUGGAGAUUUUCCAAGCUUUGAUGAACUCAGUGGGGGAUUCUGGGGCAAUGAGCAGUCGUGGGAGCUGAACUCCAGUGAACUCUCGGCCAUGAUCAACAACCCAUUGAUGGUGGAGGAUGGAUGCAUGGGAGCUUUGUAUCCAAUGAUGGACAACCCCACUUAUGGGGUAAUGUCUCAAGCUGCAGCUUCAGUAACUUGCUCUCCAUCACUUCCUCCUUUUGGUGAUGUGGUUGACUUGGGCUAUUCACUCUUUUGAAGGCCGGUAGGAGUACAUCAUUCAGAAAGGGUACUAGUCA
This is a messenger RNA of Vitis vinifera (wine grape), 1168 nucleotides long. Its product is annotated as ethylene-responsive transcription factor ERF086. The transcript has a single exon. NCBI's taxonomy places the organism in Eukaryota, Viridiplantae, Streptophyta, Magnoliopsida, Vitales, Vitaceae. Gene Ontology annotation, biological process: regulation of DNA-templated transcription. Gene Ontology annotation, molecular function: DNA-binding transcription factor activity; DNA binding. Bases 97 to 1128 code for a protein of 343 amino acids. The record is from RefSeq and is a predicted model, not a curated record.